AUGAUGAUCGUCAGCUGUCGGAACAGCAAAAUGACGAAAAACGACAUAAGACAACAACAAGUGAGCAACACGACUUACGAAGUGAACUCAACAAUAUUUCCAAUGAAUGCCUGCACUUUUCAAAAACAGCACGAGACAAACCUUUCCGGAGAGCACGCGAACUUUACCGAAGUAUUGACGACAGAAAGUGCUAACAUAAGGCAUAGCGAUAUGAAUUCCCAUUUCGAUGAGCCGGAAACCGAAGAGCGUUUGGCUGUAGACAAUCUGGCAACAGAAAGAACUGACGUUGUAAAUGACGUAAUCAACAAAAACAUGGAACAGAAUGACCAAGAUGUUGCCCAUAGUAACGUGACGUCACAUGCUGGUCCGGGUAAAGCAAUGGAGAGUAAACCAAGCAGUGACAAAAUCAUACGAGAACCAAUCAGAGUCAAAGAUAGCGAAAACAAAAUAAAGUGCUCAAAUUGCGAGAGAGUUUUAAGUAACAUGGAGGAGUUCAUGACGCACAAAUGUGGCAAGAUAGCCCGUUGUUCCGUUUGCUUUAAAGGUUUUCCUCGUCAGUCGUUGCUACGGCAACACAUGGUCUUACAUCAAGGAAGCAAAAGAUUUCGAUUCACUUGUAAUUACUGCGGUCGCGCCUUCCGUCAUCGCAGUCACUUGAGAGACCACGAGAGGAUACAUACGGGAGAGCGGCCUUUCAAAUGUUCGUUCUGUCCAAAGGCCUUCAAGCAAUCCAGCGAUCAUCGAAAGCACGAAAACCUGCACACAGGCACGACACGAUACCGCUGUGAAAAAUGCUCGCUGGACUUUAAGCGAUGCGAUGCCCUGAAGCGUCAUGCCAUGCUACACAGCAAGGGAGAGGUGACGCUGAUGAAAUGUGAAAAAUGCCGAAGUCUGUUUGCGACCGCCGACGGUCACAUGACGCACGUCUGUCAAAAUAAACCUUAUAGAUAUCGAUGUCAAAUUUGUCCGAAACGGUUCACAGAAGCGGAAAACCUACGUCGCCAUUGCUACCAACAUCAUACUGAACUCUUUACGGACUCGCAACUGCGAUGUGAAUUUUGUAAAAUGGAAUUUGAAAACCUUGAAAAGCUUGAUAAACACUUGACGACACAUCGACUGAAGAAGACUCAUAAAUGUCGAACGUGUGGUCAGAAAUUUUCCCUUCUCAAUCAGCUUGUGGAGCACGUCAAAACACACAGUGACGCGCCUCAAUCUGGCAACGAUACCUGCAAUAAUGGUGAGUUCACGCCGGAUCAAGAACAUCAUGAAGAAAGUCCGUCCAAUACCGCUACUGGUGACUCAUGGGAAGGCCAAGAACCUAUGAUAUCCAGUCAUUCACCUCAAUCCAUCAUAGUACAUCCGUCACCCGUAUGGCCUCAACGUCAACACUAUUAUUUUCCCAUGCCCGCCUCGAGCAUGGAGCCCGAAAGAAGACACGAUUACACACCGAGUACAAUACGACAGCACACGACAUCACGACCUACGUCAACAUCACCACCCAAACAAUCUUCUAACAUGCUGCAAAAAGAUGCUUUAUCCCGCUCCCAAACAUUCUCCAUCUCUCGACGGGAAUCUCCGAUCCCUUUACGGUCAUUCUCGACAUCACCCCGUUCCAAUACGGCACCAUCAAAAAUUAUGCCGAAUCCUGCUCAAACGAGCCCGAAUGCUCUACGACAGUUUACGACUUCACGUCCAAAUUACUAUGAUGUAACUAAUGGCCCGAUUCCUCCUCAGAUUUACAGCAUUCGUAAUGAAGCAAAAACCGGACGAGAAGUCGCAACUGUUAUUCAAAACACCGCAAGAACAACGCAACAGGAUUUUAUGACUAACAGCAAUGUCGUCGAUCCCGGCAAAAGUCGAGAGAGGUUCAUGGAAAAUCCACCUAACGUACAGGAAAACAUCCGUGCUAACGAGUUAGUUAACGAUGAAAAAGUUGGUGAAGUUAACCCUUUCAAUUAUCGAUCGAAUACAACGAAUCCACCACAAAAACAAAAUACGGUUGAUGUGCUUAAUCGAACUUUCCACGGGUUACGAAGACAUCCCGACGACAUACGGAUGAUGGCGGGCGCAAUCCGAAAAACACCCGAAAGACGGCAUUUCACGAACUCCUUAAAGAGCCCGGUGAAAUGUUACGAUGAUUUUAUUCAAAGAAAAACGAGUUAACGGUUGAACAUAAAAAUGAUCAAUUUGAAGCGAAGGAUGCGAAAAUGAUGAUUUCCGAGGCCAUCGUACGACAAAAAUACACCUGUUUAAAUUGUCGUUCAGAAUUCACCAACGAACACGCUCUUGUUCAGCACGUUUGCAAAAUGUUCACUGAAAUCGCCUACAACUGCGAGGUGUGCGAGAAAAACUUCGAGACGUUCGAAAUCCUCCAACGUCAUAUGAGACUUCAUUGGAAGCAAGUGAUCCUUUUUAAAUGCAGUCUUUGCGGGGAACGUAUAGAUUCCGAGGGAUCACUGAAGGAUCACAACAUGAAACACAUCCAGGAAGAAAGAUCCGGUAAACCUCGAAGCUAUUCAGGAAUGGAAGAGGUUCACACUAGCGAUGGGCGGCUCUAUGCAGGGAUGGAAGAGGAUCAGACUAGCGAUAGGCGGCUCUAUGCAGGGAUGGAAGAGGAUCAGACUAUCGACAGGCGAUCUUAUUCAAAGAUACCAAGGGAUCAGACGAGCAAUCAGGGAUCCUAUCUUAGGAAAGAAGGGGAUCAAACAAGGUUAGCUACUAUGGAAGAACCAAACUCUGCUAAUGUAUAUGUAAGGGGUCCCAGAGACUCCAACUUACACCAAGUACCGGCUGUUAUAUGUUCAGUCAGCGGUAAUAUUGUUACUACUUUCACACCACCGGGACGAGACCACGUUGAGCGUAUCGAGGGGACUGGAAUCGAACAAAAUAACAGGUCAAACAAGGAAGACGAAAGCCAAGAUGGCCACCACUCAAAGACUCCAGGAGCUUUCAUGAAUUAUUAUGAACACAAAAAAACACAUGAAUAUUUGAUUGGCUUCAGAGAAAGGCAAACACGUGAAAACACCUGCAAUGCAGGCUGGCGGGAUGCGCACUGGCCUUAUCAUGGGCAAAGUACGUAUCCACCAGACGGUAAUAGAAUAGUUUAUACAGCAAAUCAUGAAUAGUGAUAUAAUAGAGAGCCAUUGAACCAUAUAUAUAACUGAAUGGUUACUUUGAAAUACGCAUGCCGUGUCUGAGGGUAAAGUCACGCAUUUUAGCUUACUGUCGUCUAAUUGAAGGCCGUGCCAAGAAAGAUUGGGACUAGUUGAAUGGCUGGAUUCAAAUUUUGGCGGGAAGUAGCCGUCCAGUUAUAUUAAGUUCAAUGAUCAGUUGUGAAUUGUAAAUACGACAUUGAUAUUAGGCAUUUCAAAUUGAAACUACGGAAGCCAAGAAGCGCCACAAACUAAAUACAUUUUUACUCCUGAAAUAUUGUUCAAUCCAAAAUAUAUUUUCAUGGUGGUCUUUCUCGACUUCGUAUGAAACUUUCAAAACAAUCGCAACGAGUCUUUCAAGUUGAUCAAGACGUCUAUGUUUUGACGUCAUAACAAUGACGUAACUUGACGUCAUGGUUAAUUUGUUAGACGGUUGAGAUUUUUGUUGCGUUUUUUUUUGUAGAGUACACAUUAUAUGCAAAAUAUGUUCUGGUGUUUAAAUCUUUGACACAAUUUUAUGUAUUAAAGUUUAGUAUUUUAAA
Molecule: messenger RNA, 3694 nt
Organism: Xenia sp. Carnegie-2017
Lineage: Eukaryota; Metazoa; Cnidaria; Anthozoa; Malacalcyonacea; Xeniidae
Product: zinc finger protein 70-like
Exons: 4
Coding region: 1-2163 (720 amino acids)
Biological process (GO): regulation of transcription by RNA polymerase II
Cellular component (GO): nucleus
Molecular function (GO): RNA polymerase II transcription regulatory region sequence-specific DNA binding; DNA-binding transcription factor activity, RNA polymerase II-specific
Source: RefSeq, a predicted model, not a curated record